Molecule: messenger RNA, 1805 nt
Organism: Tripterygium wilfordii
Lineage: Eukaryota; Viridiplantae; Streptophyta; Magnoliopsida; Celastrales; Celastraceae
Product: protein CROWDED NUCLEI 1
Exons: 2
Coding region: 169-1464 (431 amino acids)
Biological process (GO): nucleus organization
Cellular component (GO): nucleus
Source: RefSeq, a predicted model, not a curated record
AAAAUACAAUCUUCUGAUGAGCAAAGGUUGAAAAAAUUGGAAAAUGAAAUUCAGGAGAAUAUUCAGAGAGAACUUGAGGCAAUUAAACAGGAGAAAGAAUUGUUAGAAGAAACACUGAAACAUGAGCAAUGGAUUUUGUCUGAAAAGGCCCAAAAUGAUCAUGGUCAAAUGCUUCAAGAUUUUGAAUCUCGGAAAAGUGAUCUUGAGAUUGAUAUGAUGAAUAGGCAGGAGGAAAUCGAAAAAGAUCUGAAGGGAAAGGAAAGAGCAUUUGAGAGGGAGAGGGAGAAAGAACUUAACAAUAUUAAUUGUUUGAAGGAUGUUGCUGAGAGGAAACUGGAAUACAUUGUAUCUGAAAGGCAUGGAAUAGAAAGGGAAAAGCGGGAAAUUGUAAUGAACAAGGACUUGCUAAAAGAAAAGGAACUUGGACUACAGAAGGACAUUGAUGAACUGGUUAAGCUUAGCCGGAAAAUCCAGUGCUGGCGAGAGCAGUUUCAAGAGGAAAGAAAUUGCUUCAUUGCUUUUGUUGAGAAGCAUAGUAGUUGCAAUACUUGUGGAGAAAUCACGAGGAAAUUCAUGCUUCCUGAUCUCCAACUACCUGAAAUUGAAGAGAGGGAGGCUCUUCUUUUAACUGGGCUGGAUUGUAAAUUUAUGAGGAAUCCUCAAGGAGAUAAAGCUAAUUCUAAUGUUAAAGCUACCCACAGAUCUGAUGGAGAGUCGGGGAGGAGCGUGUCUUGGCUCCACAAAUGCACUUCAAUAAUAUUUAGCAUGUCCCCAACAAAAAAGGCUGAGCCUGUUUGCGGUUCAAUAUUGGGAGAGGAUUCGUCUCUGUUAGAUUUGAGGGAUGAUGAGGAAAUAAAAGCUGAGGGGUCUAGUUAUGAUGUGGCAAUGGGGUCUGGUGCUCCAGAAGAUGAAUGGCUACAAUCCCUUGGGACGUCUAAGGACACCAUUGAUGUCCAACAGCUCCAAUAUGAUCACGCUGUUAGAGAGGCAUGUGAUGGUUAUUCAGUGUCUGUUGGAGAUCAUAGCUCUAUAGGCAGUAAGGCACAAGAGUUUCCAGAAAUUUCUGUGCAACAAGAGCUGAAGAGUGGUGGGCCUAAACGUGGGAGACGCAAGUCUGGAUUGCAUCGAACACGCUCCGUAAAGGCGGUGGUUGAAGAUGCUAAAGUGUUCUUCGGUGGAAGUCCAGGGAAAGCAGAAGUGGAUGCAAGUUUGCAGCCGAAUGAUAGCAAGCUUGAAGCAAAGGAUAAUCAGGGUCUCUCUAGUCGUCCUGAGAAAGCAUCCGGCAACGAAAGGAAGAGGGAGCGAGCACACACUUCUAGAACCAAUGAAAUAGGACAUGAUGGUGGUGAUAGUGAAGGACGUUCUGACAGUGCUACAGCUGGUGGGCGCAGGAAGAGGCAGCAAACCAGUGACUCCAACAAUCCAAGCUGUGGGAGAAAAGCGCUACAAUCUCAGGCGACAUAAGAUGGCUCAAGACGUUGCAUGUCUAGCGCCCCCUCCAACAGGCAGCGUCUGCUCUUCUGGUGUAAGUGCCCCCGGACGAGGGGCCUUGCAUGUCUAGCCCUCCCUCCAACAGGUAGUGUUUGCCCUUCUGGCGCAGCUACCCCAGGCGAGGGCCCUGCAGUAGAUGACAUUGUAGUGACCAUCACAGAUUUGUGUGGAUCCCGCACUGGAAAAUAGACUGGAUGUUUGUGGGAAAUUGUAGUGGCUGCUCCUAGGUCAGUACCCCUUAUUCUUGUGUCAUUAAAAGUUCAUAGAUUGUUUCAGUCAUGUCCAAGUUUGAAUGAUAAUUAAUGAUAAACGAC